GCUGCCUCUUUUUGGUACAAGCUUCCUGACUGCUUCAAAGUGACUCUCCGACCUGCUGUGAUGACCCGAAGGAAGUGAGAGGGAGCCCUUGCCAUUGAGGAGCGGACUGUCUAGGGAGGACGGUGAUCCGUGGAUGUCCAGGGGAUAUUUCCAUUUUGCACUUCUAAGAAUGGGGAAGAGCUGGAAGAAGGUUACUCUGAGACAUGCUGGAGGAAGCAUCUAUUCUAACAAGUGUCAUUGAGACGGUUAAGUCUAGACAACAUGGUAGGAGAGGUCCUCUCAAGAUAAUUCUGGCUCUUUUCCUUCCCCUCGCUUCUCCACCUGGAGCCUGCCGGAGAUAUUUCCUGUGAUUCACAAUGACAAACAGCAGCACGUCCCUGAGCACCCAGGAUGCGAUAUACAUUGCGGUGGAGUCCAUCAUUGCAGUGUCUGCGACUGUAGGCAACGCCCUGGUCAUCGGGGUAGUGAAGCUCAACCCGUCUUUCCAGAACACCACCUUCUACUUCAUCAUCUCCUUGGCACUCGCCGACAUAGCCGUGGGGCUUCUGGUCAUGCCGCUGGCCAUCGUGGUGAGCCAGGGACUCGUCAUACCCUUCUAUGCCUGCCUGUUCGUGUGCUGCCUGCUCAUUUUCUUUACAAAUGCCUCCAUCCUGUCUCUCCUGGCCAUUGCCAUUGACCGGUACCUGCGGGUAAAGCUGCACACCAGGUAUAAGAUCAUCACCACACAGAGGAGAAUUUGGGUUGCUCUGGGAUUGUGCUGGCUGGUGUCUCUGCUAGCAGCAUUUGUCCCCAUGUUUGGAUGGAAUAAGAAGGAGACAGUGAUAGGAACAGGCAACUCCAGCUGCCUCCAGUGUAAAUUCACCACUGUGAUGAGGAUGGACUACAUGGUGUAUUUUGGCUUCUUCAUCUGUAUCCUCAUCCCUCUGAUCAUCAUGUGUGUCUUGUAUGUUGAAGUCUUCUACAUCAUCUACAUGAAGUUAAGCCAAAGUACGGCCAGCAUAAAAAUGGCAGGUGGGUUUUAUGGGAAGGAGUUCAAGACAGCUAAAUCUCUGGCCCUCGUCCUCUUCCUUUUUGCAGUGUCCUGGCUUCCUCUGUGCAUCUUCAACUGCAUUUCCUAUUUCUGUCAUGACUGUGACAUCCCAAAGCCUCUGCUGUACCUGGGCAUCCUGCUGUCUCACGCCAACUCAGCCAUGAACCCCAUCGUGUAUGCUUGCAGGAUAAAGAAGUUCAAAGAAACUUAUAUUCUUAUUUUUAAAACCUACGUCCUGUGCACAGAUUCAGAACAAGUUAUUUCAAGCAUCGAGACUCCGUCAGAUCGGGUGUCAUAAAGUAAGGAAGUAUACUGCACUGUCAGCGUAUGUUCAA
Alligator sinensis (Chinese alligator) is the source of this 1365-nucleotide messenger RNA. Its product is annotated as adenosine receptor A3. Gene Ontology annotation, cellular component: dendrite; synapse; membrane. Gene Ontology annotation, molecular function: G protein-coupled adenosine receptor activity. The transcript has 2 exons. Lineage: Eukaryota; Metazoa; Chordata; Crocodylia; Alligatoridae. Gene Ontology annotation, biological process: G protein-coupled adenosine receptor signaling pathway. Bases 357 to 1328 code for a protein of 323 amino acids. The record is from RefSeq and is a predicted model, not a curated record.